AUGACCGUCAUCUGGGGCCUCGAUCUCCACGAGAUCCAUUACAGCAAGUUCAAGUCCUCGUACAUGUUCAACCGGGCCUACCAUCUGCGCCGCACAAAAAUGAUCGUCUACCAACUCGCUAUGAUCCUCUGCGUGUGCUCGGAAUCUGUCGGAACUGCUGCAUUCUCAGACUACCUCGACCAGCAAAGCGAAGUCCAAGGCCAACACCCCGGCGUGAAAAUCCACAAUAACGGCUUCAUCGGCGCGGCCUCGUAUAAUAUCUUCGUUGGAAUCGCGGUCGCGUUUAUCUUUGGGGCGGCGUUCUUCUUCGAUCUGUUCUGGCCCGAGCGUCAUGAGUGUAAACAUGUCCGUGUCUCGUGGAAGAUUUCGGCGGUUGUUGUGACGGUUAUGAUGUUGAGUUCGGCUUUGACACUGACGUGCAUUGGGGCUCUGCAUGAUGCGGUAGUUACCGGGACGGAUCCUGUCACUGCGCAGACUUUUAGGCUUGAAGCUACCAAGCAGCCUACUUAUAAUUACCGCCAUAACCCCAAAGUGGUUGCCGCUGUCGUUCUCGCCUGGCCGGGAUGGGUGUUUUGCGUUGUGAGUACUAUUAUCCUAUUCAUGUCCCAGAAACACGACGAUCAAUUCGGUCCCAAGUCGAACUACGGCCGAUCCCUUGAAAACGGGGAUAAAGAAGCAAGAGCAGGCGUUGAGUCGGAAUAG
Messenger RNA from Aspergillus puulaauensis, 702 nucleotides. RefSeq lists its product as uncharacterized. NCBI's taxonomy places the organism in Eukaryota, Fungi, Ascomycota, Eurotiomycetes, Eurotiales, Aspergillaceae. The record is from RefSeq and is a predicted model, not a curated record. The transcript is spliced from 5 exons. Bases 1 to 702 code for a protein of 233 amino acids.